AUGUUUCGUUCACAAAACGAUAAUGAGGGGGUGGUGUUAUUUAAUGAGGGGCCUUCAAUAUUAAUUUCCGACGAGCAAGAUAAAAUACUCGAAGAGCUGCUUGCAGACUACGCGACUGAAGUAAACGCCACCGCUGAAGAAAACAACAAUGUCGAGUCGAAGAAAAGUAUGCAUAGAGAUAUCGAAAGGCAGCGAAGGCAAGAAAUGUCUCUCCUUUACGCUUCCCUUCGAUCCCUUCUUCCUCUCGAAUACGUCAAGGGAAAGAGAGCAGUAUCAGAUCACAUGCACCAGGCUGUGAACUACAUAAAAAAUAUGCAAAAGAAAAUCGGAGAAAUGCGAAUAAAGAGAGACGAGUUGAAUAAAUUGUCGAAUAAUGUAUCUGAAACAAGAGAAGAUCGUGUUAUCAUUGAAGCUGCAAAUUCUUCGCCUACUUUCUGUGUGAAGAUAAAUCUUUGCAUUAAUGGUGGAAUAUUUGAGAUUUUAAUCAGCAGUAGUAUUAUCGAUAAGGGGAGUUUUUCGCCAUCGAAGGUGUUCGACAAAUUGCUUCAGAGAGGUUUGAAUGUAAUUAGCUUUGUUUCUACUAGAGUGGAUAAACUGUUCCUCCAUAAAAUUCAGAUUCAGGAAAAUGAUUUCACAAGCAAUAUUGAUCUAACCAAGCUUGAAGAGGAACUGGUCAAUGUGAUGAAACGUGUUUAAUUAUAUAUAUAUGUCAGGAUAUCAAUAAUCAAGAGAGAAGUGAUCUUGAAUUUUUAAUUUGAUUUUUUUU
Erythranthe guttata (spotted monkey flower) is the source of this 766-nucleotide messenger RNA. RefSeq names its product transcription factor bHLH36. Gene Ontology annotation, molecular function: RNA polymerase II transcription regulatory region sequence-specific DNA binding; protein dimerization activity; DNA-binding transcription factor activity, RNA polymerase II-specific. Gene Ontology annotation, biological process: regulation of transcription by RNA polymerase II. The record is from RefSeq and is a predicted model, not a curated record. Gene Ontology annotation, cellular component: RNA polymerase II transcription regulator complex. Lineage: Eukaryota; Viridiplantae; Streptophyta; Magnoliopsida; Lamiales; Phrymaceae.